GCGUCGGCGGGGCGCUGAUCGAGAGGGCGGUGCAUUCGGGGAUGAUCAACCCGAGCCGGCGGUGGCAGAGCCUGAAGCACGACGGCCCCGUGGCUCAGUUCCGCUUCCAGGUCCGCCUGAGCUGCGACGAGCAUUACUACGGCUUCGGCUGCAACAAGUUCUGCCGCCCGCGGGACGAGUUCUUCGGCCACUACGAGUGCGACCACAACGGCAACAAGACGUGUCUGGAGGGCUGGUCGGGUCCGGACUGCAACACCGCGAUCUGCAGACAGGGCUGCAGCACCGAACACGGACUCUGUAAACUUCCCGGAGAGUGCAA
Molecule: messenger RNA, 319 nt
Organism: Plectropomus leopardus (leopard coralgrouper)
Lineage: Eukaryota; Metazoa; Chordata; Actinopteri; Perciformes; Serranidae
Source: RefSeq, a predicted model, not a curated record